AUGAGAGAAGCCGCAACCCGGGCCAGGCCCCUGAUACGACAACCACCACGUCACCGUCAGAAUUCCCCGGCAACGACGACUGCUAGCAGUGCGGUCACGCUGUUUCCACCAUUCACCCUACCCACAUUCAAGCCACUUUCAUUGCCCGGCGAUUUCACGUUUGCACCGCCGGUAGAGAACAACAACAUCCUGGCCGACCGCGUCAAGGCGUUCGCCGAGCCGAACCGGGUGCUAAAGCUUCUAAAAGAGGUAUCCGAGUAUAGCCCAGUUCAACAAAACGAAGGAGAUGGCAUGCGACGACUGAUGCAUUCUUUCUUUGGCGCCAUGGCAGAUAUGAGUGAGCGGGAGGCGGCUACGAUUCACGCGGCACCGAUGAAUGAUGGGACGGAGAUGGGUGUAAAUCGGCCACUAUCCAAUCAGCUCUUCGAAUCGGAUAUGGUACUCACCAUCGAGCAGAUGAAGGGGGUCAUCCUGGCCUCGGCCGAAUCUAACCAACCGGGUCGACGACGGACGAAACGCAAAGUGAUCACUGGCGGCGUGUAUCGAUGGCCCAAAGGGCAGCCGAUACCUUAUCGAUUUAAGGGCGGCAACGACGACGAGAAACUUGUGUGCGCUGGCGCGAAGACCCAUCGGCCCGCGAUCAUCUUGUUUUUAUUAGAGGCAGCGGGUGCUACUCGUCGGUGGGUCGAGUGGGUGGCGGGACAAGCCGUGUCGAUUGGCUACGGAUGUGAUGAUCCUGGCAUCGUCACCCACGAGGUGGGGCAUUCGUUAGGCUUUUGGCACGAGCAGAGUCGACCCGAUCGCGACGAGUACAUCUUCUUUGACCGCGGUGUUGUCAUCCAUGGCACGGAGGGCAAUUUUGCAAAGCGGACGCGGGACGAGAUCGAAGACAUGGGAUUGCCAUACGAUCUGGGAUCAGUGAUGCACUAUGGGCCAACGGCUUUCACAACAGAUUGGGAUCGACAUACGCUCGUCACGAAAAACAAGCAAUUUCAACGAACUAUCGGUCAGCGCAAAGGGCCCUCUUUUAUCGACGUGAAACAAGUGAAUCGGCUAUAUUGCAAUGAUGUUUGUUCCCGUGAUAUUGGAUGUGAACAUGGCGGCUAUAUGGAUCCGAACAAUUGCCAGAGAUGCAAGUGUCCGCCCGGGCUUGGAGGCAAUCGAUGUGAGAAAGUGCAGGAAAGCUCGAGAGAGUGUGGCGGUGAACUAUUGGCGACAAAUGCGUGGCAGGAGCUCUCGUUCCGCGGAAAGGGCCAAUGCUAUUGGCGCAUCCGGACGCCGAAUGCACGGAUACGAUAUAUCAUUUCAAAGGUCGAAUAUCGAUGCGAAGAAGUGUGCAAGGCCUUCAUCGAGAUAAAAUCCAAUUCCGACUUCCAACAAACAGGCUUCAGAAAAUGUUGUGAAGACGGCCAGGUGGAGAUGACGUCGGAACAGUCAGAGAUGCUGCUUCUACACGACUCUACCAUACUCGACUACGAGACGAAAUUCAGCGUUCGCUAUAUAAUUGAUUCUGGAGCGCCGAUCCCGAAACCGCCGCCUAGUGUACCAACUUGGGUACCUGGCAAGGAGAACAGAAACUUCAGAGGGGCCGCUUCUCAAAUUGGGCCCGUGGAACAGUUUAUCCUAAAUGUCAUCCCAAAGGUAAGGGACGCGAACCGUCCAAUGGAAUCGGUGGCAUCGAUUGCAACAGAUUGGGCGUUGCGGAUACUUCUUGGGACAAAGCGC
Mesorhabditis spiculigera is the source of this 1725-nucleotide messenger RNA. NCBI's taxonomy places the organism in Eukaryota, Metazoa, Nematoda, Chromadorea, Rhabditida, Rhabditidae. The record is from the annotation of a GenBank genome assembly.